GCCUCACUCAUCCAUCCGUCGCUCAAUCCGUCAAGAAAGGCAUGCAUCAAUGCGUCAGUAGCAUCAGGCAGUCAGGGCAGGAGGGAGGGAGGGCGGCAGGUGAGGGCAGAUGGAUCACCUGCUGACGCCUGCCUGGGGGCGGGUCUGUACGAUGAUGAUUUGGUUGCUCUUGAUGAGCCCCUCUAUGUCCUGGGGGCCGCCCAUGGCCUCCUCGAUGUCGAGGCCGAUCUUUGCGAUGUUCUUCAUCAGCUGCACGCGCCACUGCUUGUCGUUCACCAGACGCACACCGCGGUACUCUAAACGCACCCGCUUCGCCUCGUCCGUCACAUAACUACCAAACAUGCCUGCACCGCACCAAAUCGACAAACGGAUCAGGCAGGAAUCAUCAAUCAGAUGCAGCCAGCCACUGAUCCAUCCAUCCAUUCGUGUGUGCGUAGGGUACCCUGCCCAAUGACUCCCUCGAGCUUCUGUGCGUUGGGGUCCGCCCGGAAGAUGAUGGACGGCCUGCCCAGGAGCCCCACCGACUUGCUGGGGAAGGACAGGCACUGUGGCUCCGCGCCAGCCGACUUGUUGACGCGGAAGCUGAGCGCCCGGCCGGGGAAGGACAGGUUGGCUGUGAGGGCCUCCCCCAGCCCCACCACGAUCUCGGCGUAGAGCUCGUCGUUGCUGGCGUCCUGCUGCGGGAAGGGGUUGCAGGUGUGGAUGAUGAAGGCGUAGUCGGGCGGGACGACCUCCUGCGCGAGGAUGGCCAGGCUGAGGUCGGCGUACGAGAGGCGGGCGCGGUGGAUGGCGAGCCAGGGGCGGAGGGAGAACAUCGAGGCCCACACCUUCUUGAUGCACUCCCACGCCCUGCUCUCGCUCGACAUGAACAAAGCACCCAGCCGCUUGCAGCUCGUGUCCUGCACCGCCUGACGGAACUCCUGCAUCGCAUGCAUCGCAUCAACCAAUAAACGAACGAACAGAGAGACACAGACAUACAUACACGCCGGAUGGAUUCUCUGCCAGGAGACUCCCAUCCCAACCAGCCCAGCCAGCUCACCUGCAUGAGCUCGGGCGGCGCAACGAGUCUCAUGACGAGUUGCCGCGCCUCCUCCAGCUGCCGAUUAAGGGGGCUGUCGCGCGCAGUAGGUGGCGUCGCGACGUUGCCGGUGGCCCCCACAUCUGCAGUGCUGAGGCCUGGUGCGAGUGUGGGUGGGCCGGUGGGGGCGGGGGGCGGCGACGCCAGCUGCGACGAGUGGGAGAGGUCCUUGAGCACACGAGUGAGCGACUCCAGGAUCUGGCACACGCACACAUACACAUACACACAUACAUACACACAUGCAUUGCAUGAAGCCGGCGAUAUGUCAGUCAGAUGUCGGUCGAAUGGUCGGUCGGUCGGUUGAUGGUUUAGCUUACCCCCUCGUUCUUGUGGUAGAGGAGAGUCCGCUCGAACGUGCCGAACGGCAGGGCCAGCGACUGGGGGAUCUGCACCGAAUUCACGCCCACCGACGCUGAACGGGCAAACGAGCCCAACACCGAACAGACAGAUGAGACGAUGGAUGGAUGGACCGACCAACACAAGCACCACCAUCUCCCUCCCUCCCUCCCUCCCUCCCUCCCUCCCAAGGGCUGCUUUGCUUACCCAUCCUUUGCAGGUUGAGGCACUUCUGCCCCACAUUGUGCGCGUCGAAGUCCCUCGCCAGCACUACCCACGGGGCCCCGCUGGCCGGGGCCAUCGACAGGUUGAGCGGCUCGCCGGUGGGCGGGGGGGCGUGGUGCGGCUGGUGCCUGCCGAGGGCGGCGUCACUACUAGUGGCGGCGGAUGCGUCGCCUGUCGGCCGGGUGAGCUCUGGGGGGGUGCCCUCGGGUGUGAGCUCGGGGUUCUCGACGCGUGGGCAGGCCUUGAUGAAGAGGUCGCUACCGUCGCGCUUGACCGUCACACGCACCCACUGGCCGUUGUAGAUCCUGCAACCAACGAAUGGUGGCGAAUGGAUGAGAGAGGGAUGAUGGGAUGUUUUGCAUUUAUUGUGAUGCGUUUGUUGGAUGGAUGGGUCUUACUGGAGUCGCUCUGUGAUUUGUUUCUCGAAGCAUGUGGCGAAGAGGAUGCGGAGGUUCCGCGCCCGCACGGCGAGGUGCGAGAGGAGGUCUGGCCCCUCCGAGCCGUGCCGCACCAGCACUCCCACCAAGCCCUCAGGGAUCUCCUCCUCACCUAUCAAACACACACAUGCCACGCCCGCCCCAUGUGAUUGAUGUGGAUGGAUGGAUCAUUCACUUUGUCAUUCUGUGUGUCUGUGUCUGUGUCUGUGUGUGGGUGUGCAUGGCAUGGCAUGAAUUGCCCACCCCACCCACCUGAGGCGGCGUUGCAGACGAGUAUGGUAGGGACUUCGAAAAUGCGAUCCUCGACGCUCGUGAGUCGGUCUACGAGCACGAGCUCGCCCUCGACCCGCUCUACAGUCGACACGAGCUGCCAUGGCGGCAGGUGGGCUAUCUCACGCAAGAACGGCUCCACACGCUGCAGCACCUGCAGGCAGUGUGGAAAAGGAUCGACGGAGGGAGGGAGGGAAGGAGUUAGGCGUGUAGCUCUUCCUCCUUCGUUGGUUGUCUUCCUUGUUGGCUGGUUUGUUUACUUGUGAGACUGAGAAGAGCACUGAGUUUCUGACCAUGUCUUCUACGAAGCACUCGGUGGUCGACCCGUCGGCCCCCACGUGCUGCCCCAGGAACGUGGCCUUGUCGUGGAAAUUCUCCUCACACAAAUCCAUCAACUUACCCACACAACUGCAGAGCACAGCACACACACAGACAGAGACACAGGCACCAGUAAGUACAUGAGUGCGCUUUCCCUCCGUGCCCUCAGCACACACACAGACAUACAUACACACCGGUGUAUUCGGUCACAGACGCUCUUGAGACAGAGCGCGCUCUCGACGGGGUUGUCAUCAGCCGCCCCCACCGAGUUGCCUGCCCCCCCGCUCGCCUCGCUGGGCGGCGACGCCAGCAUGGCCUUGGGCGGCUCAUUGAAGGACGUCUUGGGCACUGGGGUGGCCACGAGCAUGGGGGCGACGAGAGAGGGCCCCACCUGAGGUGCGGACGGGUUGGGGUGGCCACCCCUCUUGGCGUUGUUGAUGUUGACGUCUGCGGCGUGGUGUGUGUGUGGCUGCCUGGCCUGGUUGAUGAGCUCGGCGUGGUAGAGUGCGAUGGCGUUCCAGUCGGCGUGGACGGCGCAGAUCUCUUCGUACCACGGGUGGAGGUUCAUGAGGCUCGACAGCAGGUGGCCCAGCUGCUCCAUCCGGCAGUAGAGCGACACACACACAGGAUCGUUCUCCUACAAACAAACAAGCAGACGGACGGACGGACAUUGACACACGCGAACAGGUCACAUCCCCCCCCCCUCCCACCGAGAUGCCAGCCCAGCCCCCGCAGGUACGUGUGUACGUACCUGUUGUGCGAGCUCCUGAAUGAUGUUUUGCUGUAGGCUGUCGAGGGCGAUGUCGAGGAACAUGAAGUCCCGCACCACAUGGAUGUCUGUGCAGUGCCGCAGGAUGGGGUAGAUCAGCAGACGGGCCGUGCUCACACGAAGAAACCUGACACACAGACAGACAGACAGACAGACGGUAUAUACCAACCAACCCGUGACGGCGUGUGGGUAGAGGGUGCUGUCUGGAGAGCAGGAAGGAGUGCGUCCUUACUGUGAGUUGUCACAUGCGCCGGGGUAGUUGAGUAUCUCAUCCAGCGCCUCCUCCAACUCCAUUGUCAACGAAUUCCUAAUUGACCACGGACAGGACAGACACACAGACCAAACCAUGCACCCUACCCUACCCUCUCUCACACCUGCGCCCUUCCUUCCUGCGCCCCUCCCUGACGGCUCACCUGGCAUAGGCUACGGCCGUCCUGAGGUCUGUGGGGUCAUGCACCGCCUUGAGCACCUUCAAGUACUCCUCGAAGUCCUUGACCAGCUCGUCCCGCUCACGCCGCUUGCUGUGGCUGGCAACGCCGCCGGGCGAGUGGUGCGACCCGCCUGGCGUGCCGGGCGGCGUGCUGCCGGUGCUGCUGCGGCCGCCCGGUGCGGGGGCGUCGAAGCAGGAGAAGCAUGGGUCGACCUCCAUGGGGUGCUCGGGGGUGCCGAUGGAGGCGCGAGUGAGGCCGCCGUCUUCGAGUGUGCCCCAGUAGUCGGACACCUGACCCGACUUCAAAUACGCCAACAGACCCUGAUGAAUGAAGCACACCACACGGCAGACAGACAGACACAAUGAGCAUGCCACACACAGGUGAGGUGUCAUAACAUCACAUCCCCCUCACUCACUGACCUUGCAGAUGAGUAGGUCGUCUGGUGUGGGGUUGUGUGUGACUUUUUUGAGCCACUGGUCGAGGAACUGGCUGUGCGAUUGUGGUCUGCCAGGUCGGUGGAUGAUCUGGUAGAGGUCGUGCUCGAUCCGCUGGCCGCUACUGACGCUCCCGCGCCCGAGCAUGGCCAGGAUCAUCCGGAUGAUCGGACGGUUCUUCACCGACGAACGCCAGAAGUGACACAGCGUCAACGACAGCUGGUUCCCCGCCGCCGCCAAAGUCUUGGGGUGCGUCGUCGAGCCACCCCGCUGGCAAUCCAACACCCGCAGACUCGCGAACCUUAACACAUACACGACACGGCAGAAAACAGGCAGGUGAUCCGAUCCAUGUGGGUUGGCGGCUGGUGUGUUGGGUGGGGUGGUGUGCGGUGUUUGGGGUGUCUGUCCUGUCUUACUUGAACCAGACGUAGAUCCAGGCCCACACGUCGAUGUCAGCCUUGCUCAGCGAAUCGUCAUCGAGCAACUCCUGGUGGCACACAAGCACACACACACACACACAUCCAUCUAUCUGUGCCAGGUACCACCCACUUCCCUUCCUUCCCCCCAAGGUCACUCUCUUGUCGAUCCAUCCAUCCAUCCGACCUGGCAAAGGCUGUAUCUCUGGACGAUGGACCAUGCGGGCCUCUGCAGCUCUGCGCGUAGUAUCUUGUCGACGAGUGGCUGCAGGCGGCCCCGCCACACCUCCUGGGGGGUGUCGCGCCUGGUCUUGAUGAAGAAAUCGCACCGCUGGCCGUCCUUGAACCACCGCGGCCCGUUGGCCUCCCGAAACACAAACCACAGCCCAAACACCUCCGCCUCGCGCUUCUCCUCAGACACCUGCAUGGAUGCCAUGGUGGGUGGAUCCACACACACGAAUGCAGCCCUCACGGAGAUACAGACACCCUACCACCCCUCGUGUAUGUCUGAGUGUGUGCUGCACUGCACUGCACUAACACUGACUGACUGACCCCUUUGGGGAGUUCAAGGUUGACGGUCUGAAGCCCGCUGGAGGGGUCGGUGCGCAGCCGGGUCUCACACGCCAUCGACGACACGGCCGUCGUGUCCUCGGGCCUGACAAAUAGACAGAGGCAGGCAGGCAGGCAGGCAGCGCAACGCAACACACAGCACACGAGACAGACAACACAGCACAACAGGCAGGCAGUCACACAAGGUGGGGGUUGAAGCAAGCACACAUCCGACGUCCAUCCAUCCCUCAGGGUGUCUGACUGUCCGCUACGCUGCGCACCAGUAUUCUCGCUUGGGGAGUGCCCACUCCCUGGACCGGCGUGUGAGGCAGACGCCCCAGUGGAAGGUGAGGGGGAUGGGCUGGUUGGCGCCCUCGACGCUCGCUAUCACCUGCACCUUCACCGAGUGGUGCGAGUCGUCGUACGCCACCACGUCGACCUCCCCUAUCACACCACUCGAAGGGCCGUCCCCGACAGACAUCGAGUCACGCACCUGACAAGACAAGACACACACAUACACAUGACAUGGGGGUGGUCUCUCCCUGUGUGUAUGGGAAUGAAUGCUGGAUUGCUGGGGGGGGGAGCUAGUCAAUGUGCUGCCUACCCUACCUGGUAGGUUCUAAAGAAAAUCAUGUCUUGCUCCUUGGCCUUCCUCUCGAGGCGCAGCUGCACCAGGUUGCCCUUCCGCUGCCGGAACUGGUGAACCAUCGGCUGAAUCACAUCACACAACACACAGACGGUGUGUAUGUAUGCGGGAGGGAGGCGACCGGCGAGUGGUGUGGCUGGCUGGCUGGCGCAUUCAUUGACUGACCCACAUCCAUCCAUCAUACCUACAUACCUGUUGUUUGCUUUUGUCUUGUGCCUCGCGGACGUCCCUGAGCCUCUGCUGCCACACCUUUGAGUAGGGGAUGGGCACCAAGAAGUCGCCACCCAGGUACUUGACCCACUCAUUCUGAUACAUACAUACACACAAUCGAAUCGACAGACAUGUAUGUCAUGCAGCCACCCAUCCAUCCUGUGAGUGCUGUGCGCCUCCGUCCGUCGGUCCAUACAUACAUACAUACCGAGUGUCUGCUUUUGAGGACGAAUGCCAUCUGGCGGGGGCUGAUGGAGUAGGGCAUGACGAGCCGCACCGACUGCACGGCAUAGGUGCCGCCACCAUGCACACCACGGUGCAGCAACGUCUGCACAGAACCGCCACCUCGCGGCGUCGGCGGGUUCUCUACUGUGUCCACCGGCCUACAUAUCAUGGCAGCAGCCAACAAACCAACCAACACGAACACACACAUCUCCACUCCACUCCACAUGGCUGGCUGGCCCGUGUGUUGUGUUCCGCCUUGUCUGUCGGUCUGUUUGUCCGGUGCAGUGCAGUGCUGACCUCAGCCUUGGCUCAGGCAUGGUCCACCUAUCUGUCUUGUCGUCGGUCUCGACACACCCCCAGUGGAGCAGUACGUCGAAGCCGACAUUGGUGAGGACCUCGACCUCCGCCCGGUCGUCCUGCGUCCAAAUGAAGACGUCCAGCGAGCACUGGUGCUGGGGCAGCUCGAACUUCAUGUUGACGGCAGGGAGCCGGUCCACCAGGGCCUGCCGCACCUCGGCCAUCUGCAGGUCGCUGAUGACCGUCUUGAUGGGGAAGAAAAAGUUGUUGAUGCCCGGCCGCACCCACUUGUCGGCCCCGGUGCCGUCGUCCUUCUGGUACAGCACAAACUGGAAGCCCAGCGGCACCUCGGCAGCGGGGCCGAAGUCUAUCACCACCGUCUGCCGCGACGACGUCCCACCGCCACCGGCCACCGCACCGACAGGCGAGAAUGGCGUGCGGACAGCACCAUUGAUGACCUCGCUGCCAGGCGGUAUGAUUUCGGGGAUGGGUACGGCCCACUCGGUGGUGCUGCGGAGACACACGCCCCAGUGGAGGAAGAGCUGCGAGGCGCUGGCGCCGCUGCCGACCGUCGUGGUGACCUUGACGCGCACGGCGCUAAGGUCGGUGGUCUCAUCGAGGCUGAUCGACACCACCUUGCCGUCGCUCAGCGUGUACAGCACCGACCUCUUGGGGUCCAGGCCCUGACGCAUACUCAAAUGCUCACUCGCCAAGUCAGGUAAGCCGCACUCGGUGGACCCAAGGGGACGAAAGAGAUAGACAGAUAGACGCUAUCACGGACGGGUCAGACGACACCAUCGGCCCUGUCAAGGAAAGGACUCGUCUC
Molecule: messenger RNA, 7467 nt
Organism: Vitrella brassicaformis
Lineage: Eukaryota; Vitrellaceae
Source: the annotation of a GenBank genome assembly